Messenger RNA from Acipenser ruthenus (sterlet), 3076 nucleotides. Its product is annotated as UPF0696 protein C11orf68 homolog. The transcript has a single exon. The record is from RefSeq and is a predicted model, not a curated record. NCBI's taxonomy places the organism in Eukaryota, Metazoa, Chordata, Actinopteri, Acipenseriformes, Acipenseridae. Bases 13 to 771 code for a protein of 252 amino acids.
GAAUCAAAGCCCAUGGAGUUGCACGGGGGAGAGAGAGAGGGAGAGGGAGAGCAGCGUCCGCCCGCUCCCUUAUUAGCAGAGAGCUACGCUGCGGAGGCCAUGGCGGCUGACAUGGACCCCUGGGUGGUCUUUGACGCCAGAAAGACCCCCAGGGCCGAGUUCGAGAACUGGCUGGAGACGAACUUGCCGUCCCAGGUGCGCCGGUUCGGGGAUCCGGAGAGGAACGUGGGCCCUGUUGGGUGGAUCGCGGUGUAUGGGCCACAUUACAUCCACAGCGAGGGCGACCUGGCAGCCCUGCAGCAGGACUGGGAGAGGCUGCAGGCCAGCGGGAGACCGGUGACCUUCGACACGGUCAAGGAGCUGGCCCUGAACAACGGCGUGCUGAGCGGGAAGUGGCUGAUGUACCUGGACUCCGGGUUCAAGGUGGACCACGCCUGGGAGGGCAUCGCCCGCGCCAUCCUCGACGGCCACAUCGCCGUGGCCAAGGUGAGCCCCCGCGGGCCCGACUCCUCGGACAGCAGGCACGUCAUCUGCGUCUACAACCAGACCUUCACCGACCAGGAGGAGGUGGUGAGGCUGGAUGCUGCCAUCCGGGCUACGGGCAUCAAGUGCCAGCUGUCCUACAAGCCUGACGUCUACACCUACCUGGGCAUCUACCGCAAGAACCGCUGGAAGCUGUGCCCCACCAUUUACGAGAGCCGGUUCGACCUGGAGCGCGUGCCCAGACGUUCUCUAAUCACCAAUAAAGUGACCAGCACUGAGGUCACUUAGCCCACAUACUGUUAGGUACUGGGAGGAGUAAGGGUCACUUUCUGUCGAUCUUGGUGCCAGCUCUUGUAUUGCAUUGCCGACAGGAGUGUGCUGAUGCUGCCUUUAAAAAAAAUAUUCAAUAAAUCCAGUCAUUAAACGCGUUGAUUUGAAAAUCAAGAAAAGGCAUCAGUGAAAUUGAAACCCUGCUGUUUUGUGAUCCUCGUUGCAAAAAUAAAGUUUGCAUCAUUUUUGAUUUGUGGGACACACCUGUCCCUUAAAGGGUUAAUCACGUUGAUUGAAGCUAAACUGUUAAAACUAUAAAUGCUGGCUCAAGCCAGCUGUGGGACAGUGUUCAGAACAGUUCACAAAGCAAUAACAUGAGAAAACUGGAGGAAAUGAUGCGUGUGAUCUUGUUCCUCUGAUUCUGUGCCAGUACACAUUGAUUGAUUUUAGGAUGUUAUCCGAUAACACUUCAGCUUUCUAUUCAGUGCCAGUACUGAAAUGUAUCCCUCUACAUGUUAUCAAAUAAAUCAAGUCAUGUAUCAAAUAAAUCAACCAAUCACCGCUAACCCUGCAAUGCCCAUUUCUGUAUCACACCUGACACAAGGCUUAGCCACCCCUCUCUAUUAAAAUAAAUAUAUAUAUAUAUUUUUAAAAUCAGCCUCACAAGCCAGAAUUUUUCAUAUGCAGUACAUUAUGUGUUGACGGACAGGAGAAAAAAAAUAUAUAAAAAGUGUUUUGUACAAGAAAAGUAAUGUAGUUCUAUAAAUAAGCUUUUAAAUAAUAGCUUUUGAUGUUUCGAUAAUGCUCGGGCACGACAGGGUGAAGGAAAUCUGAUCUGAUCCAGAUGUGUACAGAUGUCAGAGUAGCGGUUAGGGCUCUGGACUCUUGACCGGAGGGUCGUGGGUUCAAUCCAGGUGGGGGACACUGUUGCUGUAUUAUUAUUUAUUUCUUAGCAGACGCCCUUAUCCAGGGCGACUUACAAUUGUUACAAGAUAUCACAUUAUUUUUACAUACAAUUACCAAUUUAUACAGUUGGGUUUUUACUGAAGCAAUCUAGGUAAAGUACCUUGUUCAAGGGUACAGCAGCAGUGUCCCCCCCACCUGGGAUUGAACCCACGACCCUCCGAUCAAGAGUCCAGAGCCCUAACCACUACUCCACACUGCUGCCCUUGAGCAAGGUACUUUACCUAGAUUGCUCCAGUAAAAACCCAACUGUAUAAAUGGGUAAUUGUAUGUUAAAAAUAAUGUGAUAUCUUGUAACAAUUGUAAGUCGCCCUGGAUAAGGGCAUCUGCUAAGAAAGAAAUAAUAAUAAUAUAUAUUCCUUAUUUUUUGUGAUUCACAAUCAGUUCAUUUGAUGAAUACAGGGUCUCUAACUACAAGAGACAUCCUUAUCUGUAUUUGGUCUUGAGCUGCCAGAACUACAUGCAAUCUCAUAAUCCUAAGAGACAUCCUACACCCAACAAAAUGACUUCUAUACAAGCCACUGCAUGUGGGGAGACACAGGGGGGUCCUAUAUGAAGGCACAACUGUUAACAUUGGCUGUGUCUCUGUGAUUGUGUGAAAUGUCUUUAAGCGAACAGAAGGAACGCAUUCAGAUUGCUGUGUGGUGCAGCGAGUCACAGGAUGUGGCAAUGCGAUUUAACACAGAACAUCCUAAUCGGUGUAAUGUAUCACAACGUCACAUUGAAGAGAGAGGAAAAAAAAAAAAAGACACAGAUCAUUUGUUAAUAUAAUAUUAAUACUUAUAAUGUAUACAAAACAAAGAUACACAUAAAUGCAUACAUGUCAUAUCCAAAACCACAGCCCACUGUUACACUCUUUUUACAAACUCUAAUAUUACAUAAUUUUAUCAUUACUUCAUUCAUUAGAGAGACUGCCUGGCAGGUGCUACUGUACAUUGAUGGGUUGCUACAGGGAUGGAAGCAAGUCUCCCAUUGCAUAGCAGCUGGAUCCAUUCCUGGUUUUACUGGGAGCUUAACAAUAGUAAGACACACCUGAGCUUGUUACCUACACACACACUGCGGCAAAUCAAGCUGUUAAAACCUGGAAUGGGUGAAACUGCUGUGCAACAGGAGUUAUUGCAAAAACGAGUGGCUGGAGCCGUAAAUUGAAUAAGUGAUUAAAUGAUUAAAAUUAGGCUCCAGCCUGUAUAAAAAGGGCGAUCACAGGUGUUAGUUUAGAUUUAGUGGUGAGAAUUAAUGCUGGUGUUAGUGCGUGCAGGUAUGUGUGCUGUUUAAAUGUAUAUAGAUCAUUAUUGUUGGUGUGUAAGGGAGUUUUCUAAAACCGUGUUUAUUAUGUGAAAGCAGCAGCUCAGUCUACAAC